Molecule: messenger RNA, 800 nt
Organism: Anopheles arabiensis
Lineage: Eukaryota; Metazoa; Arthropoda; Insecta; Diptera; Culicidae
Exons: 2
Coding region: 84-617 (177 amino acids)
Source: RefSeq, a predicted model, not a curated record
CCUACUGUUGCUAACUCACUACACUUUUUUUUUAAAUGUAUUUGAUAUAAAUAAAUUGCAAUUCCAGUACUACAUUGUGUGAUAUGAAGGGCGGUAUCAGUUUAUUAAAAGUGUGUACCUUUAUACUGUGCGUCGUUUCUGUGGCUGGCGUUAGGAUAAUGUUUGAAAACUUCGAGCAACUGUCCGGAUUCGAGGAAACACUGUUUGAUUUGCGCGUGCGCAAGUACAACCGUACGAUGAGUGUGCUGAACGGUUCGGUCAUCAUUCCUCAUCCGAUCAAUGAUACCACGGAGUUCUCGUUGGAUCUCUUUCACAGUCGACUAGGAAACCAGCAGUUCAACCACUACCCAAUGAAGCUACCAUCGUGUGGUUGCUGUAGCUUCAUCGACAACUUGCAUACUAACUAUGCGAAACAGAUUGCACGGAUACAGAAUAUACCAGCAAAGGGUGAAUGUCCGUUCUCGGCCAGGUCAAUAAACUUCAUUGACUACGCGUUUCCGGAGGAUGCGGUACCGUUGGUGAUGCCGCGAGGACUUUGGAAGGCACUGGUAACGGGGCGAAGAAAUCAAGUGGAUAAAAUGUCCUACUAUUUUCUUAUUAAAGCUGAUGAUCUUUAAGCUAUAACUACUAUUGACUACUUUGCGUAUAUAGACAAAUGCGUUGUAACACAAAAACAAAACUUUUGAAAUAAAUAUUGUAGUUUAGGAGCGAUGACAGUGCAAUACGCAAAGGUGCUGUUAAAGUGCAAAAAAAUAAUUAUAUAUAUCUCACUACAAUACUGUUUCAUCGCAAGCAAUCAU